Messenger RNA from Quercus robur (English oak), 1158 nucleotides. RefSeq names its product B3 domain-containing transcription factor VRN1-like. The coding region runs from base 1 to 1158 and encodes 385 amino acids. The record is from RefSeq and is a predicted model, not a curated record. Lineage: Eukaryota; Viridiplantae; Streptophyta; Magnoliopsida; Fagales; Fagaceae. The transcript has 4 exons. Gene Ontology annotation, molecular function: DNA binding.
AUGGCGUCUAGGCCAAGGACUCGCCGCAGGGGAGUGGAGCCCACUGACAAGCGUGAACGGUGUUGCAAGUUUCCCACAAGGGAUCCCGAGACUUUCUUCAAGAUUGUUUUCAAUGAAAAGAUACUUAGGCUGCCAGAAAUUUUUUUACAGAAAUUUGGGGACCAACUUGCUUCCAUUGCUACAGUCAACGGUCCCAAUGGUCGGGUUUGGCAAUUGAGUUUGGAGAAAGAUGAAAACGGCACUUGCUUUAGUGAUGGCUGGGACAAGUUUUUGGAUUACCACUCUAUCAGUAGUAAUGGCCAUAUUAUAAUCUUCAAAUAUGAAGGAAAUUCAACUUUCAAUGUUCUUUUCAUGUUUGAUAUGACUGCUGGCAAGAUCGAUUAUCCCAUUGACAAUCUAAGUAGUGAUGCGGAACCUGAUUCAGUACCAAAUGAAGAAGAGGAGAAAGAUUUUGGGUAUAAUGAUGUAUCGCUUUCAACUACUUAUAGCCCUUCCCAGAACUCUUCAGAAAGUUGGACUUCUGAUGAGUAUUUUAGUCAAGGAGUACUCAAAAAGCGUAAUAAAUAUACCACUUGGACUGAUAGAAAGAAAAGGCACAUAAGAAAGGGUGCAUGUAGUAGUGGACAAGCAGCUACUCAAUCCUGUGAUAAAUGUGGUCAUCACAAAGAAAGUGAAUUUGCAAAAUUUGACAAGGAGGAAGCUGAAAAAACUCCUAAGGAAGGCAGUUUGCUAACUGCAGAAGUAGAUGACUUUUCGGCAACUUCAGGAUUUUCCAAAUUUUCUAAAACAAUCCAAGCUGCAAAGAAAAGAGCAAGUAAAGCAGCAGAUAUGUUUCAGUCUGAACAUCCUUUUUUCAAAGCUAUCUUGCGGCGUCAUAACAUAUAUAAUAGUUUUGUGUAUGUGCCUGCUGGAUUUUCUAUGAAGUAUCUACCUUCAGAGUCCAUUGCACUUCAGGAUUCUGAUGGAAAACGGUUCCCUGCACGAUGCUUCGAUAGAGAGGGUUCAGGUGCAGGUAGGAGUAUAGGCAAGGGAUGGGCUACAUUUGCUCGGGAGCAUGAUUUGGAAGAAGGAGAUGUCAUUGUCUUCGAGCUGAUCAACAGGGAAACUAUUGUCUUAGAAGUUCACAUAUUUCGUGCUAUUGAUUACUCAGGGAUGUAA